Messenger RNA from Balaenoptera acutorostrata (minke whale), 1233 nucleotides. RefSeq names its product family with sequence similarity 107 member A (gene FAM107A). The transcript is spliced from 4 exons. Bases 199 to 633 code for a protein of 144 amino acids. Gene Ontology annotation, cellular component: stress fiber; neuron projection; synapse. NCBI's taxonomy places the organism in Eukaryota, Metazoa, Chordata, Mammalia, Artiodactyla, Balaenopteridae. The record is from RefSeq and is a predicted model, not a curated record. Gene Ontology annotation, biological process: actin filament polymerization; regulation of actin cytoskeleton organization; actin filament bundle assembly.
UUAGGAGCAGCUGUGAAAGCCGCCUUUGUGCCUGAGGAGAAUGAGCCGCCGGAGGACGGGGGGCGCUGGCCCAGGAAACCCCUCGGGCCCCGGCUCCUGAGACAGCACCGCAGGGAGGACCCCAGCCGGGCCCCCAAGGCCCGCCCAGGCCUGGCGCCCGCUUCGUGCCAUGGGAGCUGCCCAGGGGAAGAAGCCUCCAUGUACUCGGAGAUCCAGAGGGAGCGGGCAGACAUCGGAGGCCUGAUGGCCCGGCCAGAAUACAGAGAGUGGAACCCGGAGCUCAUCACGCCCAAGAAGCUGCUGAACCCCGUGAAGGCCUCCCGGAGCCACCAGGAGCUGCACCGAGAGCUGCUCAUGAACCACAGAAGGGGCCUGGGCGUGGACAGCAAGCCAGAGCUGCAGCGUGUCCUGGAGCACCGCCGGCGGAACCAGCUCAUCAAGAAGAAGAAGGAGGAACUGGAGGCCAAGCGCUUGCAGUGCCCCUUUGAGCAGGAGCUCCUGAAACGGCAGCAGCGGCUGAACCAGCUGGAAAAACCACCAGAAAAGGAAGAGGACCAUGCCCCCGAAUUUAUUAAAGUCAGGGAAAACCUGCGCAGAAUCACCACCCUGACCAGUGAAGAGAGAGCGCUUUAGAGCCGGCUGCUGGAGCUCCAGCGCCCCCUGCAGCCCGCCCCUGGUCCCCACACCUUCCUGCAGCCCUGCUGUAGCCGGCAGCCCUGGGCCCCUGGUCGUGACACAUCUGUGAUGUUCACACUCGCUUCUGUAAAAUGCGUUGUCCCAGAGGGCCGCCCUCCCCCCAGCCCCCUGAAGAUGGGGGCUCCUGAGCGCCCAGCCUUUUCGUUCUGAGUACUCAUCCCUCCUGCUCCAAGAAGGAGCCACUGCUGGGAAAACUUUCACCAGGCACCUCUCCCUGAGGGGGCUUCUGAGCUCUGCCAAGAUUUUUCUGGCAGAGUUGAGAAGGGACAGGGGCCUCUCUGGCUGGACAAGCCAUCCGUUCUGCCCGGGCCCCAUGGGGCCCUGCUUCUCUGGGCAGCCCAGCUCCCAGGUCUCCGAGAACUUCCCUGCCUGGGGCGGUCUCUGCAGCCCGGUGUGGGGCAGCUCGGUGGAGCACCCCGGGACGCCUGCUCGGCAAGCCGCCUGUGGGGAGGACGGGUCUGUCUAACGACGACAGCUUUUCUCUCAGACUCUGCCAGCCUUUCCCCACCCCCAUGCCUUUAUUUUCUCCUCUCCAGG